Scylla paramamosain (green mud crab) is the source of this 1636-nucleotide messenger RNA. RefSeq names its product beta-alanyl-dopamine/carcinine hydrolase-like. The coding region runs from base 160 to 1332 and encodes 390 amino acids. NCBI's taxonomy places the organism in Eukaryota, Metazoa, Arthropoda, Malacostraca, Decapoda, Portunidae. The transcript has 8 exons. The record is from RefSeq and is a predicted model, not a curated record.
CAUAUUCACAUAUUCACACACACACACACACACACACACACACACACACACACACACUCGCUCAGACCUCACCAAGGAUUCUUUAGUCAGUGCAGUGUUGACACAGCUGCAGGAGAGGUGAGGUGAGCCUGCAUCGACCCAAAAUCAAUUCACACCGAAAUGAGCUCAUCCUUGGACAUCGGGCGACGCAACGCCAUCCCCAUCAUUUACACCAGCGGGACCCACUACGAGGUUGGCUUUGACGUGGGACGUACCUUCCGAAGCCUCAUCCAGGAAUAUUUAGGAGUCUCUAAGGUAGUCAACAAAUUACUUCUUCCGGCUUACGAAACCAAGGAAGGGAGGGCCGCCUACGAUAGCACCUUGGCAAGCCUUACGGAGAACUACCCGCACUACGUCAAGGAGCUGGAGGGCACGGCAGAUGGCGCGCAGGUUCCCUUCCAUCAGCUGAUGCUGCUACACGUAAACGACGCCGUGUUCAUGGCAGCUGGCCUGGACUUGGGUGAGAUCAUCGACACCCCGACCGGUUGUUCUUCACUCUCCAUCAACAAAGAAGGACAAAUACUGCUGGGCCACACGGAGGACGCACUUGGGGAAUUACUCAACUACGUGUAUAUUGUCUCCGCCCGCAUCCAUGACAAGCCAAGAGGGAGGCAGGCCACCCUGGAUGAGAACUUCACAGCACUUUGUUAUGCAGGACACUUGCCGGGAUUCUGCAUGGGUUACAACCACCACGGCCUGACCUUCUCUAUCAACGUGAUCUGUCCCCGGAAGGUUCUCGCCGCCAAGACGCCUCGCCACUUCCUGUGCCGGGCACUUCUGUCAGCCAAAACUAUAGGAGGAGCACAUGAUAUUCUGAGAGACGAGGGGACGGGCUCAGCACACGGCUUCAGUGUAAAUAUGGUAUUUAUGCACCAGGACGGUGACUAUUUAUUUGAAAAUGUAGAAAUAGGCCCCGCUGAAAACUGCAAUGAGUCCCCUUUGUCUAUCGUGACUCUGAGCCUUGGGGAACACCUUCUGCAUACCAACAAAUACCUUCGCCUGACCAACAUCACGGAAGAAGAUGGUAAGUGCAUGGAGAGCAGUAACUUGCGACAUGCCCGCGCCUCCCAGUUCCCCGCCCCAAAGAACUGUCAUGACUUGCUGGAGCUGCUCUCAGACACUGAAGAUUCUACGUUUCCGUUCUUCAGGGAGGGCUCCGAGAAGGACCCCGCGAAGACUGUGGCCCUCGGCGUGUUCGAUUUAGUCAAGAAGACAUGGACCAUAUGGAUGAGGAACCCGCGCACUGCCGAUCCUCUGCUGGAAAUUCCUCUCCUCUUCACCUGGAGCACCUAAGUUCACGCUUGGUAUUAUAGAAUUAUUUUAACAAAGGGGAAAAAGUAAUACAUAAUAGCAGUAAUACUUAAUAAUAUCAACAACAAGAAAACAACAACAAUAAUAAUGAUAAUAAUAAUGAUAAUAAUAAUAAUAAUAAUAAUAAUAAUAAUAAUAAUAAUAAUAAUAAUAAUAAUAAUAAUAAUCAGUUCAAUAGCUAUAACCUUUUCACAAAAAAAAAAAACAUUCCACUAUCUGCUACACCUACGUCCGUAGGAUGUUAAUGUACCUAUAGGUAAUAUAUUACUAAUUUAAGAAUAAGAAA